AUGAAUCACGUUGAUGCACUAAGAGAAGUCAUUUUACAAGGUUUUACAGCCAACAAAUUUUUUAGAAAAAUAGGAUAUCAAUUUUCCCAAAAAGAUCAAGCAGAAGAUAAUUUGCGGGAUGCAUUAAAAACACUUGUUUUGGUGAAUGAUGAAUACUCGGAAAGGGCAACGAGCAUUUUAAAUACAAUUGAUGAACACAUGAACUCUACCAGUGUCAUACAGUAUUGGAUCUCUAUUCAGAUAAAAAAUGAACGAGACAUAACUCGCGCUAAUCAAUUGAUUUUGGAAGAAAAAAAGACACAACAUAGAUGCCACAUUUAUUCUAAUGUUAUAAAUGAGCAUAAUAUAUCAAGUGAUAAAUUAACAUCCGAAUUGUCAGAAUUUGAGGACAAAUUCGACAAAUCCAGUCAAAUUAACUAUUUCUUAAAAAGACGAUCCGACAUUGAUUAUGAUGAUGAAAGGACGUUCAAAAGACAAAACAAAGAUGAUUGUCUUACGCCCACACCAUGUAAUUAUACAUUAAGAUGCUCUCUGACAGAUAAUCCAUUUAUUGAAGAAAAUGAGGACGAUGUAAUAAUUGACGAUAUUGGUAAUCUUUGCUUCAAGAAAGAGGAAUUGUCGGAUGAUUAUAAAAUAGGAAAUACCAAUGUGUCACAGUUAUUUAGACAAUAUCAAAAUGAAUCGGUAAAAAUUUCAAAUGAUGGCGGUUUAACUGUAGAAUCUAAUGUCCAUGAAAUCUUGUCUUUAUCAUCAAUUUUUUUAUUAAUUCCUGGUUCGCAUUCAAAAACAAUGAUUACUAUAUUUGGCUCUCCAUUGCUUAAUGUAAUAUAUCAAAAAAACAUCCCAGACCAAAAUGUAGCACUAAAUUCAGAAUGUGAAUCAAAAUUUAGAGAGGCGAUCAGGAAAGCGAAAAAGUCUCGUGAUUGUACCAUGGAUCGGCUCCUUAAAGAACUUGCAAAUAAUCAAAUUUUGAGGGAGAACUUUGGUUAUGUGAUUUUGAAAGGUCUGGAAACAUUACCUAGUGAAAAGAUCAAGAGUGAAUCUAGCGAAAUUACACUAAUCACAAAUUAUUUAGAUUACAUAAUGAAAGGAACCUUCCAUCAUCCAGAUAAACAUAUUGUCCAAUGGCCUAAUACGGCUCUAAAUGAAAGCAAAUUAAGAAAAUUCAAAGGUCGAAGCAAGCAACCAGAUUUUGUUGUCUCAAUUAUCCAUCAACUUCAGACAGAAGCUGUUAUAUUCGUGGGCGAGGUUAGUCCGCCAUCACAAAGAAACAAUGUGUACAAAAACUGCAACGAUCUUAUUCGAAUUGGUGUGCUCAUGAAAGACUGCUUGGAUUUUGCAAUAGAUAAAGGUGCCGAUAUUAGUGUAAUAGGUUUUCAAUGUGUUGAUCAUACAAUCGAUUUUUUUAUGUUAAAUCUUACCAAAGGAACAUAUUUUAUGGUUUGUAUUGGUCAAAUUUCAGUUCCAGCAUCAAUAAAAGAUAUGCUACCCUUUGUUGAUGAAAUAGAAAUACUUCUGGAAAUACGAAAAAUUUUUCAAAAAUCGUUUAACAAUUUAUAUGAUAAGCUAUGCAACCCAAUCCAGCAUAGCGGGCUUAAAUUUGAUUGCUCAACAAAACGUUCCAACAAACCACAAUACUGUGACCUUGAAGGUAAAUACAACAUUGAGUGUGACUAUGAACGAAAUGGUGCUUCUUUCGUUACAGAAAAUGCGAAGAUACCUGAGGAGAACAUACAUCUAGAUUUGGUAGGAAAAGCUUUAUGUAGAAAACAUCACAACAAAUUAAUUGUUAACACAGGAAAAAGACAGAAGAUUGCUAAAAAACAAGAAUGUGGACAUCCAAAACACAAGGAGUAUUCAGUGUCUUCAUCAAAAGAUACAAAACUUGAUAAGGCACCUAUUCGUUUAAUUGAAUUUUUUAAACUUCCAUCUGACACACUUUUUUGCAAUCAUUGUAAGUAUUCUAGUGAUCAUGAUGAAACAUUUCAAAACUAUCCACAUCCAGCAUCAAGACCAAAAGUAACACAAGAAGAUGAGUUGAUAAAAUUUCACAACAAUACAUAUGCAUUACGAAGUGAUAUUUUAUACACUGAAGACCAGUAUAAAGAAUUAGAAAAAGCUUACCAGGAAAUUUGUGAAGAAUUAAAAGAAGCAAAAUUAGUUUCUCAGAUUUAA
Messenger RNA from Entrophospora candida, 2175 nucleotides. NCBI's taxonomy places the organism in Eukaryota, Fungi, Glomeromycota, Glomeromycetes, Entrophosporales, Entrophosporaceae. The record is from the annotation of a GenBank genome assembly.